Molecule: messenger RNA, 1578 nt
Organism: Capsicum annuum
Lineage: Eukaryota; Viridiplantae; Streptophyta; Magnoliopsida; Solanales; Solanaceae
Product: E3 ubiquitin-protein ligase MIEL1
Exons: 12
Coding region: 364-1263 (299 amino acids)
Biological process (GO): protein ubiquitination; ubiquitin-dependent protein catabolic process
Cellular component (GO): nucleus
Molecular function (GO): zinc ion binding; ubiquitin protein ligase activity
Source: RefSeq, a predicted model, not a curated record
GAAUCAACCUAUAUGAACCCUUUUAACAAAAGUUAUGGUAGAGUAAUUAACUAGAAAUUUUAGAUCUGAGUUUUCCUAACGUGAAUUCACCUUCGUUAAAUAAAAACAUUUUACUCCUUUAACCCCACUAUAAAACUUUUGAAUUUGAUUUAAUCCCAAUACGAGACAUCUAAAGAGAAAUUAAUUUUUAAAGUUAAAUCAUUUUUUACUGACCCAAUGUCAACUGUCAACCAAGUACCUUUGGUGGUCAAUGCCCAAUGGCUUCGCAUAUCAAAACUGUUUUGUGUAGAUGCCCAUAACAAGGUUAUAAGUUAUAACCCUUCACUAUUCGCCAAUUAACGGCGCUUAUCCUUUUUGUCUCCCAUGCUCCACAGGUCACAAGCCAACUAUCUUAUCCUCUUCCUCCACCCCACGCCACCUUUAGUCUUGUUCUUUUUUUUUUUUUUGGUUUACAAGUAUUUCAACAAUCGUGAGAUUCAUUCUUCGUUCCUCAAUCAGUACAUUUUGCGAUGCGUGCACUAUAGGAGAAGAUGCAGGAUCAGGGCACCUUGUUGCAAUGAAGUCUUUGAUUGUCGCCAUUGUCACAAUGAAGCAAUGAGCUUGUUGCGCAAUAUUUUUGAUCGGCAUGAACUGGUUCGACAUGAUGUCAAGCAGGUCAUUUGUUCAGUUUGCGAUACAGAGCAGCCAGUUGCUCAUGUUUGUACAAAUUGUGGUGUAAAUAUGGGAGAAUACUUCUGUGAAGUGUGCAAAUUCUAUGACGAUGAUAUAGACAAAGGGCAGUUUCAUUGUGAUGAUUGUGGAAUCUGCAGAGUUGGUGGUCGUCAGAACUUUUUUCACUGCAAGAAGUGUGGUUCUUGCUAUUCAGUUAGUUUACGUAAUAACCACUCAUGUGUGGAGAACUCUAUGCGGCAUCAUUGUCCCAUUUGUUAUGAGUAUCUCUUUGAUUCUCUUAAAGACACAACAGUAAUGAAAUGUGGGCACACAAUGCACACUGAGUGCUACCACGAGAUGAUAAAGCGCGACAAAUGCUGCUGUCCCAUAUGUUCCAGAUCAAUCAUAGAUAUGUCAAGAGUUUGGAGAAGAAUGGAUGAGGAGAUUGAAGAGACAAUUAUGCCUGAAGAUUUCAGAGACAAGAAGGUUUGGAUUCUGUGUAAUGACUGUAAUGAUACGACUGAAGUAUUCUUCCACAUUAUCGGUCAGAAAUGCCGACACUGUGAAUCAUACAACACCCGUAUGAUUGCAGCUCCAGUUCUUCCUCAAUAACAAUUUAUGGUUUGAUCUUUGCCAAGUGUGAUUCUUUUCAAUCCUUCGUAUACGAUUUGCUGCAUUUGCAACACAACUCAACUUGCAUUGCGGAUGCAUUUGUAAUAUUAUUCUUUCUCCUAAGACAUGGAAUAGAAAAACCCAACUGAUUUCACACUGAACUUGUAAGUACCGUAUCGAAACAAAGUACAUCAAUGGAUGAAGGUAUUUGAAUUCAUGUAACCAUUUCGAACUCUGAUGGGGCUAGGCCUGCUGUAACGGACAUGAGAUUUUAAAUCACUGUAUAUUUUUAUAAAGGAGCUUUUUGGUUGUACA